AUGAGCCGAGGAAGCCGAACGGCCACGCAGCGCCUGCGACUCGAGUACACCAAGCUGCUCCGGGAGCCCGUGCCGUACGUGUCGGCCCACCCGCUGCCGGCCGACAUCCUCGAGUGGCACUUCGCCGUCAAGGGACCCGAGAGCACGCCGCUCGAGGGCGGCGUGUACCACGGCAAACUGCGCUUCCCCGCCGACUUUCCCUUCUCGCCGCCGUCCAUCUACCUGAUCACGCCCAACGGACGCUUCCAGUGCAACACCCGGCUCUGCCUGAGCAUAUCCGACUACCACCCGGAGUCCUGGAAUCCGUCCUGGUCCAUGUCCUCCAUCCUGACCGGACUGCUCAGUUUCAUGGUGGACGAGACGCCCACGCUCGGAAGCCUGGACACCACGGUCGAGCAGAAGCAGAAGCUGGCGCGCGAGAGCCUCCGCUUCAACCUCGAAGACAAAGUCUUCUGCGAGCUGUUUCCCGAGGUCGUCAAGGAGACCCGUGCGGCCCUAGCCGCUGACGCAGCCGUAAAGGGGGACUGUCCGCAGGUUCCCUGAAGCUACCGCUUCUUCCUGGGUGCUCCCGCAUGUCACAUGUUCCUUAACCUCCUUAUUACUUCUUUACGAUAUGUAGCUGAUUAUGUACGUACCGGUCAGCAACGUCCUCUCCCCGAACUUAGACCUCUGUUUUCGUGGGGUUGAUCGAAUCGUCAAGUUAAAAAACAUCAGGGGAUGUGUUUUAUUAACGAUGAGCCCAG
This is a messenger RNA of Rhipicephalus microplus (southern cattle tick), 743 nucleotides long. Its product is annotated as ubiquitin-conjugating enzyme E2 J2. Lineage: Eukaryota; Metazoa; Arthropoda; Arachnida; Ixodida; Ixodidae. The record is from RefSeq and is a predicted model, not a curated record.